UCUAAUGCCAAUAGGAUGGUGCUGCCGUCUAGGGGUCUCUGAUACAGUAAUGAGUUCAUUAGGUUAAAAUGUGGCAGAAAUGCCUAGAUUACUGUAGAGUGGCGAAUAGCACAGUAGAUUAGUGCAGUCUGUAAAAUAGCUAUUGUGAGCAGUGCUGGUCAGUCAGGGUGAUUCCCCACAGUAGCAGCUGGUAGAGAGAUAAUCCAGAUAAAGCUUCAACACAUACAGAGAGAGAGAGAGAGAGAGAGAGAGAGAGAGAGAGAGAGAAAGAAAGAAAGAGAGAUGAAGGCUAAUUCCAAUCUCCUAAUCCCCUCACUGCCCCCCUCCAUGCUUCACAAUUCAUCAACACUGGCUGACCAACGCUAGACACACCUACUCACAUAUACACUCAAAAACAUAAUUCAGUGUCUGUAAAUAAGCAGCAGAAUUCCUAAAGGACUGUACUGGACUCAUCUAUGGUGGAGCCACAUUGGUCUGUGGAGUAAAGCAGGGGAGGUAGAUGCACUUGGGACAGAAGGCAAGAUGGGAGAAGCUCAAAAGGGCUUGCUCUCAGUUAUUGAGAAACUAAAGGGUUCGUCAGAGCAAGAAGUGAGGAUACUUCUGCUUGGGCUGGACAAUGCAGGAAAAACUACCAUACUGAAGAGCUUGGCCUCAGAGGACGUCAGCACUAUCACACCGACACAGGGUUUUAAUAUAAAGAGUGUGGCCUCUCAUGGGAUGAAGCUGAACGUGUGGGACAUCGGUGGACAGAGGAAGAUCAGGCCUUUCUGGAAGAAAUACUUAGAAAACACAGAUUUGCUGAUCUAUGUAAUAGACAGCGCAGACAAGAAGAGGUUUGAGGAAACAGGAAUGGAGCUGUCUGAGCUGAUAGAUGAGGAGAACCUGAAGGGUGUGCCUGUGCUGAUCUUUGCGAAUAAACAGGAUUUGGCCACGGCGUCUCCGGCCAGCGAGAUUGCAGAGGGACUGAACCUGCACACCUACAGAGACCGAGUGUGGCAGAUCCAAGCCUGCUCAGCAGUGAGCGGAGAGGGAGUACAGGAUGGUAUGAACUGGAUCUGCAACAACAUUGUGAACAGGAAGAAAUGAAGACGCCUACUGUUCCACCCUCAAAUAAACAGGGUCUGAUCCAGUCCAUAUCAAUGAGGCCUGCAUGGUUAUGUCCAAAACACAGAGUCUCUGUAUGUAGCCUUUCAGUAAUGAUCAUCAUGAUUAACAAACGAACAACAUUGGUUAUGUUUUAAAACCACCAAACCUCCCAUGCCCUGAAAAUUAGUACUCUCAUCUGAAAAAAGAGGAAUCCCUGCUGGAAAAUAAUCGGACUGACUGGAUAUUUACCCUUCUGCUGCUUUUGAAUUGAGUUUAAUAGGAUUGGUGCCACACCUUAUAAUCCAGUGAAAUGUUCAGCAGCUUUGUCUGCCAGUGCUGUGAGUGAAAUGGGGUGAUCAUGGCUUCAAAUUUUGGCUGAGACUCAGGAAACAAAGUGUUCUCCUUUAGCUCUGUUGUCUGUGCUGUGUCAACUAGCCAAUCAUCAUCUGAGUGUGAACUGUUAUCAGUGUAAUGAGACUUUGUCAUUAAAAAAUGUUAGUAAUUCUUUAUAAGUCA
Messenger RNA from Pygocentrus nattereri (red-bellied piranha), 1602 nucleotides. RefSeq names its product ADP ribosylation factor like GTPase 3, like 2 (gene arl3l2). NCBI's taxonomy places the organism in Eukaryota, Metazoa, Chordata, Actinopteri, Characiformes, Serrasalmidae. Bases 523 to 1086 code for a protein of 187 amino acids. Gene Ontology annotation, cellular component: cytoplasm; microtubule cytoskeleton. The record is from RefSeq and is a predicted model, not a curated record. The transcript is spliced from 6 exons. Gene Ontology annotation, molecular function: GTPase activity; GTP binding. Gene Ontology annotation, biological process: cilium assembly.